CAGUCCAGGGCCACAGCGUGUGUGUUUGUGUGUCUGCGCAUUUACUGUAAGACUGCAGGCUGAUCAUUGCUUCCUUGUUCUCUGUUGUAUUUGGUUUCACAUGUCCUUGUGUAUUGUCGCUAGCUUUACUUCUUGUUUUAUUUUCAGUUUCACAGUGUGUGUGUGUGUGUGUGUGUGUGUAUGUGUGUAUUGCCCUCAGUUCUGUUCAGUCCUCGUGGUGUCAUCUUCAUAUGUUGAGUGUUCUGCCUCAUGCUCUGUGUCCCUGGAUUUGUGGAUAUUCCCUGUGUUUGGAUUACUUUAACCUGUUAUUGGAUUUAACCCGCGCUGGUCGGCCUUUGUUGGAUUUUCCCUUUUGUUUGGACUCUCGCCGUGAUCUAAGAAAGUCUCACUCACAACUAGAUGUGUGUGGUCAGCCAACACUCAACACCAAGAUUGUUGGAGGACAGGUGGCCUCUGCAGGCAGCUGGCCCUGGCAGGCCAGUCUGCAAACCUCUGGGUCCCACUUCUGUGGAGGAUCCCUCAUUAACAAUGAAUGGGUGCUGACUGCUGCUCACUGCUUCUACAGCACAGGCAUAGACCCAAACACUCUGACUGUGUCUCUGGGUCUCCAGACUCUACAGGGAUCAAACCCCAAUCAAGUGACUCAGACAAUCUCACAGACCAUCAUUAAUCCCGACUAUAACCCCAAUAAUCAUGACAACGACAUCUGCCUCCUGAAGCUCUCCUCACCGGUGACUUUCACCAUCUACAUCCAGCCCGUCUGCCUGGCAGCUCCAGGCAGCACCUUCUACAACGGCACUGGAGCCUGGGUCACCGGCUGGGGCGACAUUGCAAGUGAUGUGUCCCUUCCAUCCCCAGGAAACCUGAUGGAGGUGCAGGUUCCGGUUGUGGGGAACAGAGAGUGUAACUGUAACUAUGGAGUGGGCUCAAUCACAAACAACAUGAUGUGCGCCGGGUUAAGUGCUGGAGGGAAGGACUCCUGUCAGGGGGAUUCAGGAGGUCCGAUGGUGAGCAAGCAGGGCGGUCGCUGGAUCCAGGAGGGAGUCGUCAGUUUUGGUAACGGCUGUGCCCUGCCUAAUUUCCCAGGAGUCUACACCCGAGUGUCCCAGUAUCAGUCCUGGAUCAACAGCCAGAUCACCAGCAACCAGCCAGGCUUCAUCACCUUCACGUCCACUGGGACUGACGGUGACCUCAGCGUCAACUGUCCUGGACUGCCACCACCUCCAACCACCUUGGUGCCAACAACUCUCACUUCAACAACUCUCACUUCAACAACUCUCGCUCCAACAACCACAGCCCUGUCUGUGGUCUGUGGCCAAGCCCCACUGAAUUCACGUAUUCUGGGAGGAAGCACGUUGGCGACAGCUGGUGUUUGGCCAUGGAUGGCGAGCCUACAGAACAAUGGAAGUCAUGUGUGUGGUGGGACUCUGGUGGCUUUAGACUUUGUGUUGAGCGACGCCAACUGCUUCUCAAGUUCACCCAUACCGUCUGAAUGGACUGUCAUUUUGGGUCGUUUGAAUCAGAAUGGAUCCAACCCCUUUGAGGUGGAAUUGAAUGUGACAAAUGUCACUCUGAGCAACCUCACUGGGUCUAAUGUAGCAGUGCUGCGUCUGGCAACCAGACCCACCCUGUCCAACCACAUCCAGCCCAUCUGCCUGGACAACGGACAAACCUUCACUGUGGGCUCGACGUGCUGGGCUGCUGGCUGGAGCGCCGGGCAAGGAGGGGUUUAUCAAGUUCUGCACGAGUUCCAGACCACGGUGGUAAACUGUGGAAAUGCUUCAACGAGUGGCAGCAUUUGUACAAGCUUUUUUACUUUGGGGCAGGGUGGUUCUGGCGGUCCAGUGAUGUGUAAGCAGGGCAGCUCUUGGUUCCAGGCAGCAGUGUUGUCAGUUGAAAACAACAGCACCAGUCAAACACGAGCAGAUCCAGUGAUGGUCUUCACCAAACUCAGCCGCUUUGAAACCUUCCUGACUCAGACAGUGGGGACGUUCUUAUCUCCAGCCUCCAACACCACCACCACCACCACCAGCAGCAGCACAGCUGCAACCAAUACUCUCACCACCAGCAGGGGCGCUCCUGCUCACUCCCCCUUCUUCUUCUUCCAUCUCCUCAUCUUGUCUGUGUGUCUCCACCUCUUCUCAUAGAUGUGACAGGCACACUUGUCUUAAUUUUGCUUCGGUUGAAUGAAUGCUAGAGAUCAACAUAGAGAUUCUUGAACUGUGUUUCAGUGUAAAAUGAAGGGUAUAAAAUGAAAAAAAAUCAAUAGUUUAAGAAUCACUGAACAAACGUAUGUAUAAGUAGCAAGCGGUAUUCCAGCAGUUGCCAUUUUUUAAAGCUCUAUGGACCAUAAGGAUAUCUGCACCUGUUUUUAUUAUGAAUGGAUUUGUAUUUAAUACAUUUUCAAAAUAUGUGAAAUUUAAUCUAAUAUACGAUUUAUAAUAACUGAAGAUUAUUUUGACGAAUGAGUCCUAAAUGGGAUAUGACAAAAAAAUGUAUCCAGAUAUUAUGCACAUGACAAAAUAAUGACUGCACAGAUAAAAACAUAAAGAAAAACAUAUUUUAGAGGUCUGAGGAUCAGUGACAAUCUGUCCAUCAUCUACCUCAUUAUCAGAGCUACUGUACCAUAAUGUAAAUUUCUUUCUGAAGUGAAGACAGCAUUUGUUCUACAAAAUACUGAAUCUGCACUUUAAUAAAUAUUUGGUCUGAAAGAUAAAUGCCAACUUUAAAUCUUGCCAAGAAAUACUGUCCUGUAGAUGUGACAGUGCUGAACAACUUCCGCCUUUGUAUUUUUGUCUUAACCUGCUUUUAAAUGAAUGAAAUCCUUCCUGUCAGCUUCCUUUAUGCUUUGAGCACAUGUAUGCUACUGCUCUGUUUUCUUUAAAAAAAAAAAGCAGCACUCUA
Micropterus salmoides (largemouth bass) is the source of this 2904-nucleotide messenger RNA. Its product is annotated as transmembrane protease serine 9-like. Bases 231 to 2147 code for a protein of 638 amino acids. Gene Ontology annotation, biological process: proteolysis. Gene Ontology annotation, molecular function: serine-type endopeptidase activity. The transcript is spliced from 10 exons. NCBI's taxonomy places the organism in Eukaryota, Metazoa, Chordata, Actinopteri, Centrarchiformes, Centrarchidae. The record is from RefSeq and is a predicted model, not a curated record.